This is a messenger RNA of Paramecium sonneborni, 1529 nucleotides long. Lineage: Eukaryota; Ciliophora; Oligohymenophorea; Peniculida; Parameciidae. The record is from the annotation of a GenBank genome assembly.
AUGCAAUAAGAGAAAACCAGAAUUUAUUAUGGAAGAUUUGUUCAGAAAGAAAAAUUAAGUUAAGGUAUUUGAUAAUUUUUGAGAAAAGGAUCAUUUGGAGUUGUCUAUAUUUGUCAUGAUAAAUUUACUAGAGAUUAUGUUGCUAUUAAAGUUGAAAAAGAAAACAGUGAUUUAAUGAGUUUAGAAAGAGAAAUAUAAAUUAUUGAAGAAUUGCGAGGGGUUGUCGGUAUAUAUUAAUUAAUAUAAAUUUAAAGGAGUUCCUAAACUCUUUUGGUAUGGAAAUGAAUAUAAUUCAAAUUGUAUGGCUAUGUAAUUACUUGGAAAAGACUUGGCACAUUUUUUAAAAAGAUUUAAAAAACUAUCAUUAAAAACAAUCUGUAAUUUAGCUGAACAAUUACUCACUAUCAUAGAAGAAGUUCAUAAAAGGUUUAUAUAUUUUUGUAUAAUAGGGGUGUUAUACAUAGAGAUAUUAAACCAGAAAAUAUUCUUAUGGGAAGAGGAACUGAUUCUUAAUAAGUUUAUUUAGUCGAUUAUGGUAUUUCCAAAAAAUAUCGUGUUAAUAGUUAACAUAUGUAAAUAAAUUAAUAUAUAAAAUUUAGAUAAUUUUAAGAAAAUAAACCAUUUAUGGGAACAACUCGUUAUGCUAGUAUUUCAGCACAUAAAGGUUAUGAAUUAUCUAGGAGAGAUGACCUAGAAAGUCUUGGAUAUGUAUUCAUAUACUUAUUAAAAGGUACCUUUUAAAUUUAAUUAUAGGACAUUUACCUUGGUAAAAUAUUACUUCUUCUUCAGAUAGAGAAAAAACAAAACUUGUUGGUAAAUUAAAGAUGGAAAUAGAAAUGAGAGAAUUAUGUAAAGGGAUUCCACAUGAAUUCUAAAAAUAUAUGGAUUAUGUAUAAAAAUUGAAAUUUUCAACAACUCCAGAUUACAAAUACUUAUUUUAAUUAUUCUAAAAAAUUGCUAAUUAAAAUGGAUUCAAUUUAGAUCGAAAAUUUGAUUGGAAUGAUAAUUAAACUAGUUCUACCAAAUCAUCAGAUUAACAAUAAUAAUCUUUUAAUGAUAUUGAUAUUUCAAAUUUAUAGGGUGAUUAUUUAAAAAUACCUGAUUUAAAAAGAAGUGAAAAGAAGAAAUCAUUUCAACUUAUAGAAUAAUACAGUUCAUAAUAAUCAUCUGUUGUAUUAAAUUAUGUUCCAUCAGUAGUAUCAAAAAUUAAUAGUCGAUUAAAAGAUAGUCGCUAUCAAAGAUCUAGAUAAAACUCUAAAAAGUCUCUUUCUAGAGAAUCUUCAUUAAUUAAAUAACCUAUUGGUCAAAGAUUGUAAGGAUAAUUAUUUUAAAAUGGUGAAUUUAGAGAUUUGGAAGAUAGAGGUAAAAGCUUUAAUGAAGAUUAAAAUAAAUAAAAAAAAUAAAUUUUUAAUUUUGAUGAUUUCGAUGAUUAUGACAAUCAAUUAAAUGAUGAUGUUGGAAUCUAAGCUAAUGUGAGGAAAGUAGGAAUUAUUAAUGUACAUUUUAAAGAACAUCUAUCAAAAUAAUGA